This is a messenger RNA of Zychaea mexicana, 1463 nucleotides long. Its product is annotated as Dolichyl-diphosphooligosaccharide--protein glycosyltransferase subunit WBP1. The transcript is spliced from 6 exons. The coding region runs from base 124 to 1428 and encodes 434 amino acids. The record is from RefSeq and is a predicted model, not a curated record. Gene Ontology annotation, cellular component: oligosaccharyltransferase complex; endoplasmic reticulum membrane. NCBI's taxonomy places the organism in Eukaryota, Fungi, Mucoromycota, Mucoromycetes, Mucorales, Lichtheimiaceae.
UAUAAUCCUGUGCUACCUGAACGCGAUUAGAACUCCGCAUAAAUGAGUAUCAUAUAAUAUUGACGUGGCAAGCAUUCCUGCGAAGCAAACUCGCUUUCCUGCUUUUUUGCUUUGUCGCAAAAGAUGAGAAGCCCAAUAGUAUUAGUUGUACUAGCAAUCUCGUUGCUGGUCUCUCUUUUCACAAAUGCCGAGGCAAAAUCAGUAACGGGUGAUCGCGUCCUGGUUUUACUAGAUGAUCUCGCGGAUAAAGAUUUAUACUCGCGGUUCUGGCAAUCGCUUCAAGAAGAUCGCCCAGCACUUUUGGAAAAGUACGGCGAGUUCCUGUACGAUCAUGUCAUUCACUUCGCAUACAAAUCAAAAGAUGUCGCAAAGCACAAGAGCUUCAGCAAUGUCCAACUUGUCAAGUUUGUCAACGAUGGCGGCAAUCUCCUUGUCGCUACAGGAAACGACCCCAGUUUGGCUAUUCGCGACCUUGCAGCCGAGUUUGAUGUGGAAUAUGAUGCUUCGGGUACCAGUGUGUACGAUCAUAAAGACAGCGAACACGAUCUUAUUUCGACGUCGCGUAUCGAUGCACCGAGCAGCAUCAUUGACGGCAUUAAAACCCCUAUUCUGUAUCGCGGCGUUGGGCUAUCUCUCGGUCAGAUCCCUCUCCUCAACAGUAUAUUGAAAGCUGAAUCGACUGCCUUUACUUCCGACUCGUAUAGUGCGUCAAUUGCAGGCAGCGAUGAUGUUGAACUUGUGGCAGCAUUCCAGGCAAAAAACUCGGCCCGGGCCUCAUUUUCGGGCUCGAUUGACUUGUUUUCGGACAGUUUCUUUGAGAAAAAGGUCGAGCAAACUCGUCCCAACGGUACUGCCAAAAGACAUGUUCCAUCUGGAAACAGCCAAUUUGUUGAUGAGCUCGCCAAGUGGACCUUCCAAGAGAAAGGUGUUCUCAAGGUUGUCGACCAUCGUCAUCAUAAAGCCAAUGAAACCGUCCAGCCCGAAGCAUACAGAAUUAAGGACGAGAUUAUGUACAUUCUUGAAAUCUCUGAAUACGUCAACGAUGAAUGGGUUCCUUUCAAGGCGAGCGAUAUUCAACUCGAAUUGAUCAUGCUCGAUCCUUACAUCCGCACAACCUUGAAGCAAGCUCCUGUUGCGCCAAAACAUCACUACGGUCGAUACACUGCCCAUGUUCGUUUGCCAGAUGUAUAUGGCGUUUUCACAUUCAAGGUCAACUACAAGCGUCCCGGUCUUACGUACAUACUUGCCGAAGAUGUCGUCGCUCUUCGACCAUUCAGACACAACGAGUAUGCCCGUUUCUUAACUGCAGCAUACCCGUAUUACGCAUCGGUUGGUAGUAUGAUUGUCGGUUUUGUCAUAUUUAGUGCAGUAUGGCUAUCGACUUGGGGUGGCCAGGAACUAAAAAACACCAAACAGAAAUCACAUUGAAAAACAACUAUGUAUAAAUUAUCUACACUACUAUA